UGAACGCACCCUUUGUUUAUCAAUGGCGGAAAAACAGACUUCUGAUCGAGAGAAAAAUACAUUGGCAUGGAAAUCCAAAACAGAGCAAGCAAAGAAAGGAGAAACCUUGAGGGAACUCCAGAAGUUAAAUGUGCAGAUUGCUGCAUUAGAAAGAGAGAAGGCAACACAUUUGUACAGCAGAAGAAGUGAUUUUAGGGGAGAUUUUAGUCAGUUGGAAGAAAUAGAUUCAAAGAGCAAUGAUGAGAAAAAGACUGAAAAAAUAAAACUGAAGCAACAGUUAGAGAAGAUAAGUCACAUGGUUAAGAGAUUUCAUAUGGAGUUAAGAGAUAUCAAGCCUACCCCUGAAUUUGUUGAAAAGUUAAAGAUAACGAUGGAAGAGAUAGAAGGAACUAUCAAUGCAUUUAAAGAACAACAAAGAAAACAAUAUGAAGAAUUGAUGAGAGAAGAAAAAACAACUGCACAAGAAAUUCAGGCUUUGGAGAGAAAAUUUGAAAGUUGGAACCAAAUGUCAGAACCAGUUGUUACUAAGAAACCACAACAGAAACCAUUAGCCAGUGCCAGAGAUAUAACUAAAGACUUACCACAGGAGGUGGCACACUUUGAGAAAUUUUUGGAAGAGACAGGAGGAGUAAGAGGAGGUUGGGAUGAAUAUGAUCAUCAGACAUUCUUGAAAUUCAGACAGAGACAUAAUGGUAAAGAAAUAUUUAUUCAGCAUUCCUUGGUAGCCAUUCCAACUAGAACUGAAGAAGAAAUUAGGGACCAUGAAAAUUGGUAUCAGUCUUAUCUGUCAUUAAAUGAAAAGAAGAAAGAAAGUAUAAAGAAAUGGAGGAAAAAGAAGGAGGAAGAUAAGGAUGAUGUUAUAUCUAAAGUUGAUCAACAAUUGGAAGACGAGGAAUCAAAGAAGGAAGAAAAGAAGAAAAAGAAAGAGGAAAUAAUUCAGGCUGAAAAAAGGGAACGUUAUAAACAGUUAAAUUCCUAUAGGGUUCAAAAAGAACUUGAAAGGGCACAAGCUGAAGAGAGGAAGUUAAGAGAAGAACUAGAGAAAGCCAGGAAAAAAGAGGAAGAAAGAAAAAGACAGAUUGAGGCAAGAGAAAAGGUAGAAGAAUUUAAACAACAGAAGAAAGAAGAAGAAAGUUUACGUAAAUUAGAGGACGAACUAUGGGAAAGAGCUCAGAAGGACCAACAAAAAGAGAUAGCAGCAAGGGAACUUGUUAAAUUUAGGGAAAGGGAUAAGCAGACUGUUCUCCAGAGACUAGCCAACCAAAAAGCCAAAGAGGAGGAACAGAAAGAAAAAGAAAAGCGAUUAGAGAAGCUCAAAGGACAGGUUGAAGUAGAAGUUAGUAGAGAUCCAAACAGACUGUUACAGCCAACAGCUGGAUGGACUUCACGAACCAAAGAUAAGGGGCCGUCUGGAAAUGGACCUUUACUACACAUACCACACAGAGCUGUACCAUCUUGGCGACAAGGACCAUGAGCCUCUAACAAAUAGUUUCUGGAUGCAGUAUACUUAUCAGGUCCUAUUCUCACACAG
This is a messenger RNA of Mytilus californianus (California mussel), 1531 nucleotides long. Its product is annotated as coiled-coil domain-containing protein 112-like. The record is from RefSeq and is a predicted model, not a curated record. Lineage: Eukaryota; Metazoa; Mollusca; Bivalvia; Mytilida; Mytilidae. The transcript is spliced from 14 exons. Bases 23 to 1474 code for a protein of 483 amino acids.